CUGUGUGCGCCCCACGGCGGGAGCUGCGGCGGGCGGUGAUCCGAACUCUCCCGUAUUCCGUUCCCGGGGAGCCCUGGGCACCGAGGGGGCUGCGGGCUGGGACUUUAGUGUGGACCGUGAUCUGUCGCGAUGAGUUUCCUGCUGCCCAAACUGACCUGUAAGAGGGAAGUGGAUCAGGCAAUUAAAAGCGUCGCUGAGAAGGUUUUGGUUCUCCGUUUUGGAAGAGAUAAUGAUGCUGUUUGUCUGCAGCUCGAUGAUAUUCUUGCAAAAACAGCUCAUGACCUAAGUAAAAUGGCAGUCAUUUACUUGGUGGAUGUGAACAACGUCCCAGUGUACACCCAGUACUUUGACAUCAGUUAUAUUCCAUCUACUGUAUUUUUCUUCAAUGGACAGCACAUGAAGGUUGAUUAUGGGUCUCCAGAUCACACCAAAUUUGUGGGAAGCUUCAAAACAAAGCAAGACUUUAUAGAUCUGAUUGAAGUGAUCUACCGUGGAGCAAUGCGGGGAAAGCUCAUUGUGAGAAGUCCUAUUGAUCCCAAUAACAUUCCUAAAUACGACCUUCUCUACCAAGGAAUUUAAUGGGUUAAUCUGAGAAAAUAAUUACACAAAUGGACAAUGUUGUAGAUCAUUUUUUCCUUUGAGCAUUUUUUGCUUCCUCUGACACUGUGGGACAGUUUGAGCAUUUAUCCUGAAGGAUCAUAUUGGUCUCCUUCUGAAGACAGAUAUUCUGUCACCUCAUGCUUCUCUCAUAAAUAAAGCUAUGUGUUCAUGCACAGAGUUCUUUGAGUUGUGUGCUGACCAGCCCUUAGAAAACAGGCAGGCUGUGUGCAUCCUCACCUGUGGCAUCUCCAGUGCAACCUUCUUCAGGGAACUGAGGCACGCUGGUAGUUGCCUGUUUAGUACCAUUUUCAUUCAGAUGUAAUAACAGCAAAAGUGACAUUAAUAAAAAAAGCUGUGCUUGCUCUCAAGAACGUUCAAUUGAAUGUGCCUUUCCUAUGAAGAAUGUUACAUUUUACCCAUUGCUGCAUAACAGGACAGAAGUUUCUUCUGAGAGAUGAUGACUGAAAUCUGAAAUGGAAAUAAACACAAAGGCAAGUUGAUGCUCUCUUCUCUCUGAUACCCAUUAUUACUGUUCAGCAGCUUUUUUGACUGAGAUUGGAAUGUUCUACACUUGUAGGAGAAGGUUUUGUCAUCUUUCAAAGGACCCUUUUUUGUGGCCAUUGAACACUUUUGAUUCCCAUGGGUUUGAACUGGAAAUUAAGAAUAAUUCUUUUGUUUAUAUUCACUUUAAAGAUUAUUGGAACUUCUGCUUGUACACAUUGCAAGCCUUGAGUAUGUAAAUUUAAAAACUGUAUUUCCUACCUCUGUCUAAAGUUAAACAGCUGAGAGGAAGGAGCAGUGUCAUUCCUUUGCAUCAGUUUGGUCACUGCAGGUUGCCUGACUAGUGUAUCUCUAUAGCAGCUCAUGGCCAGAGUUGGCUUUAAAAUGGAAAUAAUUCUCACUGGCUGAGUUGGCUUUAAAAUGGAAAUGAUUUUACCUCCAUGUGUCAUGUUUGGGGCACACCAGCUCCAACUGGAGGGAAGGCAGUAGUGUGUGCUUCCCUGAAGCAUUGUUCAGCUUAACAGUAAAUGUUUCAAGGAGGAAGGUGGAUGUUCCAGCUCUUGAAAGAUUUUAAACAAUAUGUGGUACAUAGAAGGAAACAGAUUGUUUAUAGAUUCUUUUGCUAUUCCAGAUUUGGCCUUCUAAUGAAGCUAAGCACUUAAGCAAAUGUUUUCCUGAUAGUUUAGUCUGAUUAUAGAGCCAAAACUACAGAAUAUUUAUUAUAGAAAAUGAUAGAUGAGAGUUGGUAUACCUUAACAUCUUUAAUUCAAUUUUAAAUUUCACAGCUAGCCAAAGGGUUGUGGCUUAAGGCUUUCAACAAUGCAUAUCUUUCCUAAUAGUUAACUUUUGUGUUUUUCUUCUCUGACAGAACUCAGUACAUCCCUCCGGGUGUCCAGAGUUGCUGAGGAUCCCACUGGGGGGCUUGGAGACCUUGGCAUGCUGCCCAGAACACCUGGGGAUUUGAUUUUGACCCUUGGAGCAAGUUGCCAACUUUGUAUGAGGAUGUGAAAGUCAAAGAGGUUUGAACAGUGUAAUAACAAAAUGAUCACAGGGCGAAAAUGCAGAUUUUAGGAUUUUUGGUAGGGGGGUUAUGGGGACAAGAUGGAGGAAUCAGGGCGUGUCUAGCCUUCCUUCUUCUUCUUGUUCUCCAUUUUCUGCUGGGAUGUUGGCACUUUGGGAUUGGUUUAGAGUAGAAGUGCACUGUCCAACAUAGGUGAUAGGUAUUGGGAAUUAAGUGAAAAUAGGAAAUACGUAGUUUGUAGUAUAAAAGGACAGCACCGCCUUGGGGGCGGUCAGAGUGCUCGUGGCUGCCCUGCAGAGCGGAUCUCCGCUGGGCAGAAAGAAAAUUUUAUAGAUAAGAAUUAAUAAACAACCUCAAGACCGAAAAGUGAAGAGUCCAGAGUCAUUCUUCAGUUGUGCAGAGACAUCCUACGCAUCUUGGGGCAGCAAUUACCAACAGCAACCCAAGAUUUGGCAUCCCUGGCUGGGCACGUUCCAAGGGGGCACUGAUAAACCUCUUGGGAAGCAGCCAGAACAGCCUGGGAAGCAGCAGCCACUCUCAAGGCCAUCCAGAGAGCUGCUGCCGAAGGGACUCGUAGCAGAACAGUCCGGAGCGGAGCCAGAAGGUGCCCUGGAUCCUCUCUCCUGUGAACUGCUGGCGUUUCCAGCUGGACCUUCAGACUGACCUGACGACUCGGAUUUGGUAAGAAGGUCAAAAUUAAGAACAUGGGGGGACAUGCUCCCAGGAACAGUUAAGGAUUUUGUCAGCCUUACAAGGCAUGGCAGAGGCACACCCGAUGGAAAUUUCAAAGAAAGAACUUAGAGAUCUUUUGCUAUGGGUAUGCUGUAAUUAUCUGUACCAACUGCACGGGUGAUGCUGGAAGCAACCUCAGCAAGAUGUGGGCAGGUUGCCAAACAGCAGGUUGCUGAAACUCCCACAGGGGCAGAGGGCGGGGAGCAGAGGCAGAAGCGGGGGGCGGCUCUUGUUCCAAUUGUCCCAGGGAAACUGAAAUAGCUCCCACAGAAGGGGAGCAGGAGGGAACUUCUUCACCUCCGAUUCCCUCAUCACCCCGAAAGCCCACGGGACCUCCAAAACGCUCAGAAUCCCCAGAUACUUCAGGGUUUUCGGGCUCAGACUCAGAC
Messenger RNA from Melozone crissalis (California towhee), 3243 nucleotides. RefSeq names its product thioredoxin like 4B (gene TXNL4B). Lineage: Eukaryota; Metazoa; Chordata; Aves; Passeriformes; Passerellidae. Gene Ontology annotation, biological process: mRNA splicing, via spliceosome. The record is from RefSeq and is a predicted model, not a curated record. Gene Ontology annotation, cellular component: U4/U6 x U5 tri-snRNP complex; U5 snRNP; spliceosomal complex. The transcript is spliced from 4 exons. The coding region runs from base 130 to 579 and encodes 149 amino acids.